AAAACAUUUUUUCAUUAAUUGCAAUCUUUGGCAGAGAAGAAGGUCCUAUAAUUCCUCAGUUUAAGAGAGAGAUGGCAACAAGUCCAGAAAAACAGUACAUGUUGGAUGGCAACAGCCUGACAACGGAGAAGUUGGUGAAACUUGGAAAGGGAGAAUAUCUCAUCAAGUUGAGCCCUGAAUCAGAAGAGAAGGUCAACAAAGCGAGACAUGUUAUUGAUGCGGUGUUGGAAAAGAAUGAAGUUGUUUAUGGAAUCACAACAGGUUUCGGCAAAUUUGCUAAUACGACAAUUCCAAAAGAGAAAUUAAUGUAAGUACAA
Molecule: messenger RNA, 317 nt
Organism: Gigantopelta aegis
Lineage: Eukaryota; Metazoa; Mollusca; Gastropoda; Neomphalida; Peltospiridae
Product: histidine ammonia-lyase-like
Exons: 4
Coding region: 72-311 (79 amino acids)
Molecular function (GO): catalytic activity
Source: RefSeq, a predicted model, not a curated record